AUGCGAAGACAGCCGGACGUCUUCAAGAUCCGAGUGGAUCAAGGGGCAUUGGGGCAUCCGCAAAUCGCUCUGUGGCCAUUAUGGGCAGCAGGUUUGGUCGAGAAAAAGGGGCAGGAAAGUGCUUUUGUGAUGUCAGCAGACAUCUGUGGGCUUUUCAAUAAGGGAACAGACUUGGGAGUAUCCAAGCGCAGGAAGGUGAAGUACGCACUGAUCGCGACCAUCCCUGUGCCAAAGUGGCCGGCUCCGGGGGAGCAGCAGGAAGUUGAGUUCUUGAAAAAGGAGGCUCGAAGUGCAUCAGAAGAGAUCCCUGUGGAAAACCUGACGUUCAUGGAGCCCAUGGCUUCCCAUGAGCAGGAAGAAGUCGUCAUGGCCCUUUCCAAGAUUCAUGCUCGAGCUCGGAGUUUGGGGAUUCCAGUGUGUCGGUGGCACACCGAUCGAGAAAAGUCAUUUGCCACCAAGGCCAUUUCCAAGUGGUGCUUGGACAGAAAGGUCUUUCAGACUCUGACUGCGGGAGCCUUGUCAUCGCCCUACAAGACCAUGGGCCCUUCCCCCUCCAUGACCAACGGACGGGUUGCCUUUGACGAAGCCGGCAACCGUGUGCAGCCGCGACCGGUUUUUAUCCCAGACCCGCUGGGAGAAACUGCUCGACUGGAGCUUGAAGCCGUGGAAAACCCAACUGUCCCGCCUAGGAAAGUUGGAAAAGUUCUACAACCGCCUGCCCGGGUGGUCCAGGUGCCUGCUCAGGGGGAGUUAGAGGCGCCAGCGGCCGUGUCAGUUCGAGAUAUGGCGGAUGCAUUUAUCCCAGAGAUGGCUGCACUGGACGAACCAGAGGACGAGUAUGAGCCGUCAAGUGCCAGCGACUCAGCUGCUGAUGUGCCUGUGGUGGAUAAAGAACCAACUCUCACUGCGUUGCGGGCUGAAGGGUUUGUGGAUGAACUUAAGUACCAGCACUGGAACUUGAAGAAAUCUUUGCUGCUGGAACAGUUGAACGCUGUAGCUGGUGACAAGGCCCUUCUGGAGGUGAUUCGUCUGAUGGGAGGGUGUGGGGACGGAGCCAAUGGUCAAAGUUUUGAGGAUGCCGAACCCCGCUACAACACCGUGUGGAGUUUGCGGCGCCCCUUCCGGAAGGAGGUAAGGCUCGAUGGCGGUUGGACCUGGUCGAAGGCUGGAUGA
Messenger RNA from Cladocopium goreaui, 1173 nucleotides. Lineage: Eukaryota; Dinophyceae; Suessiales; Symbiodiniaceae. The record is from the annotation of a GenBank genome assembly.